UCCCUCCCUCUCUCUCUCUUUCUCUUUCUCUUUCUCUUUCUCUCUCUCUCUCUCUCUCUCUUUCUGUCUGUCUCUCUUUCUCUCUGUCUCUUUUUCUCUCUCACUGUCUUUCUUUCUCUCUCGCACGCGCGAUCGAGAGAAGAAACGCGCGCGUUUUUCGUCACGUUUGAGAAAAAAAUCUUUUCCGAUUUCGUAUCAUCAUCCAUCGUCGAUCCAAUAACGAUCGAAUCGAUUUUUAGUCUUAUGUUAAAAGUUUUCUUUCGCUUUUUUUUUUCUCCCCUCCCCCCUUUUUUUUCUUUUUCUCCUGCUUUUUCUCGCCCAUUCCUCGCCAGCUCAAUCAUCACACAAACGCAUACACGCGCAUGCACACACGCUUUUUUUACAUUUUGUUCUUUACUUUCGUUCUCCUUCGUUUUUUGUCUUCCUCUUCUUCUUCUUUUUCUUCUUCUUCUUCUUUUUAUUUUUCCUUUCUUUCCUUCUUUCUCUCGUUUUUGAAAAAUAUAUAGAGGUAUAAAAGAUAUAUUAUUAUAGAAGGUUUAGCCACGUUUAAGUUGGGAAAUAUGAAGUUGAUAUUAUAGUGAAUUAGAGUUUGUUGUCGAACAAGACCGAAGAUAUUAUUUUUUUUUUCUUUUUAUUUGUGAUCCUGUGAAAUUAAUUACGGUGCUCUACGAUCAAGUCUUUCACAGAUUCGAAGCAGCGACGGAAUUCGCAUAGUGACGAUAAAAUUAAAACAACGAGUGUGUCCUUUGAAUUGAAUUUCUAGUAGAGUGAUUCAGCUGUACACCUGUUCGCGUUUGAUAUCCUUCGGAGAAGGAAAAAAAGGAAAAGAAAAAAGGACAUAACGAUGAUGGGACCGUUCUUCGUGAUUAAGUGCCAGAGAAAGGGACGAUGAUAAUCAUUUUAAUAAUAAAUGUCUGCCUGUCGAAGGACUAUCGAACGACGACGCUUGAUCAUUGAAAAGGACAUCGAACAUGAGUAUUAAUAAAUGUAUUCUCGUCUACGAUCUAUCGUAAGCCUAAACGAUACGAAACUUUUCCUUGGGAGAAUUGAAAGAGUGUAAAAAGAAAGUGAAGGAAGAAAGAGAAAAAUAAAAUACAUAAAGAAGAAGAAGAAGAAGAAGAAGAAGAAAGAACAAAAAGAGAGAAGAGGAAAAAAAGAAAGGAAGAAAGAUAGGAAAGAAGAUAGAAAGGAAGAUAGGAAGGAAGGAAGGUAAGAAAGAAGGAAGGAGAGGAAUCGUUGAUAGGAGAAGAAGAAUUUGCGAACAAUGUUACUCCGACGUGAAAGGAAACAUCAAAGGAAUGGACCCUCGUGGUUGUUGAUCGUAGCUUCGGUCCUUCUUACGAGUCGAGUCAUCGAAGAAUGUAAUGCGACGGGACAACGUUAUAACACGCCUAGUCCUACGCAGGAGUUGGAUAAUACAUUGCAAAGCGUACCACCGACUGGGCCUAACGUGUGCAGAUCAAGGUUCAAGAAUUAUUGUUGUCCAGGAUGGACGAAGAAACCGGAAACGGGACUAUGCGUUAUUCCUGUAUGUACAAGGAGAUGCGGUACGGGAAGAUGCAUAAGACCAAACAUUUGUCUCUGUGAGGGUGGUACCGUGGCAUCUACUUGUGGUACGAUAACAACGAAAUUAACGACUCAUGAAAGUAACAGUAAUGUUGAUCGAGGAGAAUCAGGUAGAUGUAGAGUGCAAUGUAUCAAUGGUAAUUGUGUCGAUGGGAGAUGUCAAUGUCGAAAUGGAUAUCAGGGAGAGUUUUGUAACGAGCCCAUAUGUCGAGAACCUUGUUUGAAUCAAGGUAGAUGUAUUGGUCCGGAUCGUUGCGCAUGCAUCUAUGGAUACACCGGAAGACGUUGCGAAACAGAUUACAGAACUGGUCCUUGUUAUACGAAAGUAAAGAAUGGGCAAUGCUUGGCGAAUCUACAGGGUGUCGUUUGUACGAGACAGUUGUGUUGCGCCACCGUUGGUAAAGGCUGGGGUCAUCCUUGCGAAAGAUGUCCCAUGAGACUCGAUUGCGAGUUGGGUUAUUUAAAGACCAGUCAAGGUCAAUGCGUAGAUAUCAACGAAUGCGAGGCAAUUCCGGGAUUAUGCGAAGGUGGAAAGUGUGUUAAUACUCAAGGAUCGUUCACUUGCGAUUGUCCCGAAGGACAAGCUAGAGAUCCCGAGACGAACGAGUGUAAGGAUCGAGACGAGUGUCAAGAGGAAGGAAUAUGUGCUGAUGGCCGAUGUGUGAACACCAAUGGUGGCUAUUAUUGCCUUUGUAAUCCUGGAUUCAUACAGAGUCAAGAUCGCAGAUUUUGUAUUGAUGGAAGACAAGGGCUUUGCUAUACCGCAGUUAAUAGAAAUGGUCAAUGCAAAAAUAGAUUAACUAUGAGACUGAGCAAAAAGGAUUGUUGCUGCGGCAAGAAUAUGGGUAAAGGAUGGGGAGACGAAUGUUUCAUUUGUCCUAAUACUGGAAGUGAAGAAUACAAAAGGCUUUGCGCUCAACAACCGCAACAAUUCACGGUAAUAAAUGAGUGUGCCUUGAGACCUGAAAUAUGUGGUAAAGGCAAAUGCGUCGAUACGAAAGAAGGUUACGAAUGCGAAUGUUAUCCUGGAUUUACGAAGAAGAAUGGUCGUUGCGAGGACAUUGACGAGUGUCAAUUAGGAUACUGUCAAGGUGGUACUUGUCGAAAUUAUGAAGGAAGUUUUAUUUGUCAAUGUCCACCGGGAUUCACUGUCUCAGGGGAGGGCAAAUAUUGUACGGAUCACGAUGAAUGCCAAGAUACUGGAAUGUGCAAUAAUGGCCAUUGCAUCAAUAUGAAUGGUUCCUUCAGAUGCAAGUGCAACGACGGCUACACGUUAUCGCCAACCAAAAAUACGUGUAUAGAUAUCAACGAGUGUACCGAGAAUCCACGGAUAUGUUUGAAUGGUCGUUGCGAGAAUACACCAGGAUCUUAUCACUGUAUUUGUCAGUCAGGAUUUACACCUUCAAGAGACAACACAUUUUGCGUGGAUAUGGAUGAGUGUUCUACCAGUGGAAUGUGCGAAAAUGGAAAGUGCGUUAACAUGGAGGGUUCCUUCAAAUGCGUCUGUGAUUCUGGCUUUCGUAUUGGACCUGAUCAAAGUCAUUGUAUAGACAUCGACGAAUGUUUAAGUGCACCCUGCCAAAGUGGCCGCUGCAUCAAUACUCUUGGAAGUUUUCGAUGCGAGUGUCAUCCAGGAUUUAAUUUGGGACCCGAUGGUAGAUCCUGUUUAGAUACAAGAAGAGACCUUUGUUACUCGCAAUACAGAGAUGGUCUAUGUUCUAAUCCAACCUCAACGGCAGUGACUAAGUCGAGUUGCUGUUGUUGUACUAUAAUACUGGGACAACCUAUGGGUUGGGGUAGCACCUGUCAACCUUGCCCUUUACCCGGUACAUCAGAGUUUGAUGCUUUAUGUCCUCAUGGUGCUGGGAUGACAUACAACGGCGAUGACAUAAACGAGUGUGCUCAAAAUCCAAACAUUUGUAUAAAUGGCGGUUGUGAAAAUUUGAUGGGUACUUAUCGUUGUAUUUGCGACAAUGGUUAUGAAGUCGAUGCGACGGGAAAAAUUUGUAGCGAUAUAAAUGAAUGCGAACUGGAGGAAUCCUUGUGUAGUGGUGGCCAAUGUCGGAACACACCUGGUGGCUAUCAGUGCAUCUGUCCGACUGGCACAAGAUUGAAAACGGAGAAUCAAAUGUGCGAGGACAUCGACGAGUGCGAAGAAUUAGGCCCAGACGUUUGUUUCAAUGGAAUAUGUGUGAACGUUCCUGAAUCAUACGAAUGCGAAUGUUCUCCAGGCUAUAUACUUGACAAUACUGGACAUAUUUGCAUGGACAAUAGAAAAGGAUCCUGCUGGACGAAAAUGGUAGAUGGUAGAUGCGAGAACAAUUUACCUAGAGUUGCUCUAAGAUCAGAAUGUUGUUGCUCCGUUGGAGUUGCUUGGGGAAGUCCUUGUGAAGUUUGCGACCAUUCUCUUUGCGAAUGUUCCAAAGGAUACGCCAAAGUUGAUGGUAAAUCUUGUGUCGAUGUUAACGAGUGCGAACUUAAUGCUGGUAUAUGUAGAGGAGGUGGUACGUGUGUUAACACUGACGGAUCAUAUCGUUGCGAGUGUCCACCUGGUUUGACUUUGGAUCCGACUCAUACUACUUGCGUCGACACUAGAGAAGAAACUUGUUACUUGGAAUAUCGUCAUGGUCAAUGUUCAACGGCAAUCGAAGGACACUUCUCCAAGAGUCUUUGUUGUUGUUCCGUUGGUCGUGCUUGGGGUAGCGAAAAAUGUGAAGCUUGUCCGAAAAUAGGAACACACGCUCAUUCGGAAUUAUGUCCUAGAGGAAAUGGAUUUACCGAACGUCAGGAUAUUAACGAAUGCGUUGAAUUUCCUGGCAUGUGUGUCAACGGUAGAUGUAAGAAUACCGUCGGUAGUUACAGUUGCAGGUGCAAUCAAGGAUUCGCUUUGGACGAACAUGGCAUCAAAUGUAACGAUAUCGAUGAGUGUGAGAUUAUGCACGGUGUAUGUGGCAAUGGUACAUGUCGAAAUACACCUGGCAAUUUCCAAUGCGACUGUAACUCUGGUUAUCGUAGUAGUGACAUUAUGAAAAUUUGUAUGGACAUAAACGAAUGCGAGGAGACUCAAGGCUUAUGCAGAGGUGGUACCUGUGUGAAUACCGAAGGUGGAUUCAAAUGUCAGUGUCCUCCAGGGCACGAGUUGAGUCCUGAUAAAGAUUCUUGCAAGGAUAUCGAUGAGUGUUCUAGAACAAGUGGUAUAUGUUCCAAUGGGAUUUGUGAGAACAUGAUGGGGACUUAUCAAUGUAUAUGCGACGACGGUUAUCAACAAACUGGACACAAAUCUCAUUGCGAGGAUAUAAAUGAAUGUCUCGUGAACAAUGGUGGUUGCGAAGAUAUUUGUAUAAAUACACCUGGCAGUUUCUCCUGUUCGUGCGGUACGGGCUACGCGCUAAACUUGGACAGUCGUUCUUGUUCCGACGUGGACGAGUGUAAAGAAAAUCCACGAAUCUGUAACGGAGGGAAGUGCUCAAAUAUACCGGGUGGAUACAUUUGUACUUGCACGGAAGGAUUAUUACCUGGAAGGGAUGGAGCGUCUUGUGUCGACAUCGACGAGUGCGUAACGCAACCACAAAUCUGCGGUUUUGGAGAGUGUCAUAAUACGAUUGGAUCUUUCGAGUGUCGUUGCGAGGAAGGUUACUCUGUUAAGCCGGAUGCAGGAUCAGCGUGUACUGACGAUGACGAAUGUUUAUUAAAUGCUUAUACUUGCAGUGAAUUUGCCGAAUGUCAAAAUACUCAGGGUUCUUACGAAUGUACUUGUCACGAAGGUUUCACUGGAAAUGGUAUCGAGUGUAGAGAUAUUAAUGAAUGUCUUACCAAUAACGGUGGAUGUGAUUCUAAUGCUCAAUGCAUUAAUACCGAGGGUUCCUUCAAGUGCGUCUGCGAUGCUGGUUUCAGGGGCGACGGUUAUACAUGUAAGGACAUCGAUGAGUGUGCAAACGAUAAUACUCUUUGCGAGAAUGGUCAUUGUUUGAAUUAUCCUGGUUCGUUUCGUUGCGAAUGUGAAAUGGGCUUUAUGCAUCCAGACGAGAACAACGAACAAGCUUGCGUUGACAUAAACGAAUGCGACAUGUUCAGUAAUCUUUGUGUCUUCGGUCGAUGUGAAAACAUUUUUGGUAUGUUUCGUUGCGAAUGUAACGAGGGAUACAAGUUGGAUGGUUCUGGUGGUAAUUGCACGGAUAUCGACGAAUGCGAGAGCCCACAGUCUUGUCAAUAUGGAACGUGUAUAAAUACUCAAGGAAAAUAUAUAUGUCAAUGUCCGCCUCAUUACGAAUUGGUCGAUGCUGGAAACGCUUGCGUCGAUAGGCGCGACGGUUUCUGUUAUGCCGGUUUCGAGCAUGGUACCGGCAGACCACAAUGUGUUUUCGAGAUGUCAACGUCAGUAACAAAGGCAACGUGUUGUUGCAGCAUUGGUACCGCUUGGGGUAAUCGUUGCGAAGAAUGUCCCAAGCCAGGGACGAAAGAAUUCGAAGAACUCUGUCCUGGUGGUAUGGGCUAUAGGCCAAACCGUGUCACUGUCAUAUUGGAAGACAUUAACGAGUGCGAGGAACAUGAGAAUAUAUGUCAGAAUGGUCAUUGCACUAAUACCUUUGGCAGUUUUAUGUGUUCUUGCAACGAGGGUUUCGUUCUGGACGACAUGAAAACAAGCUGCGUCGAUAUAAACGAGUGCGCGUUACAUCCGUACAUAUGUAGCGUGGGUCGUUGCAUCAACGACCAGGGCAAGUAUCACUGCGAGUGUCCCGAAGGCUAUAUAACCAUGCCAGGAGGAAAGGAAUGCGUCGACACAAGGAAAGAAUCCUGUUAUGUUAGCUAUGAAUCUGGUGAAUGUUUCAAUCCUAUGGCUCAACCACAGACGAAAAUGUUAUGUUGCUGUUCAAUGGGAGCAGCCUGGGGUAGUCCAUGCGAAAGAUGUCCAUCCGAGAGGACACGUGAGCAUGAAAUUUUAUGUGGAUUGGUACCAGGCCAAAUUAUGAAUCCGAUAACUAAUCACACUGAGGAAAUCGACGAGUGUGCUCUUAUGCCAACUAUGUGUACUCACGGUCGUUGUUUGAACACGCCUGGCAGUUUCGAGUGUCAAUGCGAACAAGGAUAUGUUUAUGAUCAGGAUUCACAUCAGUGUAUCGAUGAAAAUGAAUGCUUGCAAACACCAAAUCCUUGUAGCGGUAAUGCUCAGUGCAUCAACCAACAAGGAUAUUUCGAAUGUGUUUGUCCUGCGGGAUAUAAAUUAGGUAUCAGCCGACGAGAUUGCAUCGACAUCGAUGAAUGUUUCGAGCGUUCUGGUAUUUGCAAUAACGCAGCUUGCAACAAUCUACAGGGUAGCUUCCAAUGCAUUUGCCAUUCUGGUUUUGCUUUGACUCAUGAUCGGGAAAAUUGCGUUGACAUCGACGAAUGUCAACGAAAUCCAAAUAUUUGUAAUAAUGGAACCUGCAUAAAUAUUCUUGGUUCUUAUAAAUGUCAAUGUUACGAUGGUUUCAAGUUGAGCCCAAACAACGAUUGCGCUGACAUCGACGAAUGUAGGAUAAUGCCUUUCCUUUGUCGCAAUGGUAGAUGUCGUAACACUGUUGGUACUUUCAUUUGCGAAUGUGCCGAUGGUUAUAUAUUGGCUCAAGAUAGACAACAUUGUCGAGACGUCGACGAAUGUCACGAGAUUCCCGGGUUGUGUCCAUAUCCAGGAAAAUGUCAGAAUUUAAUGGGAUCUUACAUGUGUACUUGUCCACCCGGUUAUGAAUUGAACAGCGAAAGAAGAAGAUGCGUUGACAUAGACGAGUGUCUAGAGACAAUAGGUAUCUGUGAAAACGGUCAAUGUAUUAACACAGACGGCGGUGUUAUCUGUGAAUGUCCAGUUGGCUUUCAAUUAAGUGACAAACCUAAUUCGAUGAGAUGCAUUGACGUUAGGGAGGAACAAUGUUAUGAUAGUUAUAGACGUGGCCAAUGCUCUUUCCCUCGGAAAGGUGGAAUGACGAAGAAACAUUGUUGUUGUACCAUGGGUAAAGCUUGGGGGAAAUAUUGCGAGCAAUGUCCACCAGAGAAUAGUGAGGAUUUUAGAAGAUUGUGCCCAGAAGGAGUAGGUAGGGAUGAUACUGGUAUUGAUCUGAACGAAUGUCUUUUUAUGCCGGAUGCAUGUUCCGGUGGCGAGUGUAUAAAUACUGAUGGAUCCUUCCGAUGCGAGUGUCCAUCUGGUUACGUUUUGGACGAAACUGGAAGACGUUGCAUUGACAAUAACGAAUGUUUAACAGUUCAGAAUAUUUGUGGCAAUGGUACCUGUACCAAUAUAGAUGGUGGCUUCGAAUGUUCCUGUAACGAAGGUUUCACACCAGGUGUCAAUCAGAUCUGUGAGGAUGUUAAUGAGUGCCUUGAAUUAGGUAACCAAUGUGCCUUUAGAUGUCAUAAUGCACCUGGAUCGUUCAGGUGUAUCUGUCCAUACGGAUAUACUUUAGCUCCUGAUGGAAGACACUGUAUUGAUGUCGACGAGUGUGCCACACCAGCGAACAAUUGCAAAUACCAAUGUAAAAAUCUUAUCGGUACGUUCAUGUGCAUUUGUCCACCUGGAUAUCAACAAAUUGGUACGGCCGAUGAAUGUAAGGACAUUAACGAGUGCGCUAUUAAUUCUGGAUUAUGCAGACAUGGACGUUGCGUCAAUUUAGAAGGAAGUUAUCAAUGUUAUUGUUACGAUGGUUUUGAACAAAGUGCCGAUGGAAAAUCAUGUAUUGAUCGUAGAGUUGGUUAUUGUUUCCUACAAACGAUCGGUGGUAGAUGUACAGCAAGGACCUCAGAAUUACGUACAGUGACUAAAGCGGAUUGUUGUUGCACGAUGGGUGCUGCAUGGGGUCCACAUUGUGAGAUAUGUCCUUCGAGAGACUCAGAAGAUUACAAUGAAUUAUGUUUGGACAAGGGUUUCUCUAUAAAUGGCCAAGAUAUCGAUGAAUGUAAGACGAUACCGGAUUUGUGUAGAAACGGAAUAUGCAUUAACACAUUGGGUUCCUACAGAUGUAUUUGCAACAAGGGAUAUAAGUCUGAUAAAUCGGGGGCACAUUGCAUAGAUGUGAACGAGUGCGAAUUAACUCCCAAACCUUGCAAAUAUAAUUGUCAAAACACUGAAGGAAGCUUUAUAUGUUCCUGUCCUGUCGGUUUCAUAUUAAAUCCCGACGGGAUCAGUUGUCGGGACAUGGACGAAUGUGCUACAGGAAAUCAUCUUUGUCAACAAAAUUGUGUAAACACUCAAGGAAGCUACACCUGCGGUUGUCGCGAAGGAUAUACUCAAGAUGGAGAUGCUUGUCACGAUAUUGAUGAGUGUGAACAACCAGGGACUUGUCCGAAACCGGGUACGUGCGUCAAUACGCUUGGCAGUUUCCGAUGUAUCUGUCCCAGAGGAUUUAAGCUCGAUCAGUCUGGAAGAUUUUGUACCGAUAAUAACGAAUGUGCCGACGAUAGUAAUUGCGAGCAUGGCUGUCAAAACUUUAUGGGAAGUUAUCGUUGCGGUUGUCCAGAAGGAUUUGUUCAACAUCUUUAUUACAGUCAGUGCAUAGACGAAAACGAAUGUAGCAAUUCACCGUGCGGUGAAAAUACUUGUAUUAACACUAUUGGAAGUUACAAGUGUGGUUGCCCUGACGGUUAUCAGUUUGAUAAUAAUUUACAGAUUUGCGUUCAAGUCAGCGCAGGUUGUUUGGGAUCUCCUUGUGCUUUUGGAUGUACACCUAACGGAGCUAAUGGUUUUAUUUGCGGUUGUCCUACCGGUUAUCAACGAAUAGGACAAGGUCAUUGUUUGUCUACGAUUAAUCCGUUAUCUCAAUCCAAUUAUGGAGAAGAAAUUGGUAAUGUACCAACUUAUGUGAUCAAUCCGGAUCCUUAUCAUAUUCCACCGGCUGACGACAAAACUAUUUCUACGGAAGGAUGUUUCUCUUGCAAGAUAAACGGUAAAGGAAGACGUAGAAGAGGCGCCCGAAUCAGAUCGGUUGACGAGGAGUUACAACAAAAACGAGACGAAUUAAUCAAGAUACGAAUAACUCGAAAAGCAAGAAGACAUCAUCAUGGCGAGGAAUACGUUAUGAAGAUAAGUUUGCGCCAGACGAAGCAUAGAAUGAGAAUCAUUAAGUUGCAACCUGCUAUAAAGGAUGAAGAAAUGGAAUAUACGAUCGUUCGUGGUAACAAACAUGAAUAUUUUGAAAUUGCAAAGGAUCAUGGAAUUUGGGCACUUCAUUUCCGUAGUCGUUUGAAGAAACCAGGAGAAUUCCGUGUAGUUAUACAUGGUCGUCCAAGAAACGGUAUAACAGCGGAAAAUGAAAUUUGGGAGAAACCAUUGACAUUUAGAAUUCAUCUUAUAGUAACCGAAUGAAAUAGAUCAAAUUAUUUACUGACCGAUGAAUCCAGAAACAAACGAUGCAAGCAUUAACGUUCUCUUCACAAUGAAACAGUAUAUUUAAAUAACUCGUGUUGAGGACGUUGAUCGAUUAACAUUAUGAUGAUUUUAGGAUUAGGUUUUAAGAAUCAACGAUAUAAUUUAAUAAUUUUAUCUCUUUUUACUCGGUGGGCACGAGGGAGAACGGCGGAGAGGGGAUAAAAAGGUAAAGGGCACACAUCGUAUCACAAAUUUGAUCGCAAUUUUAAACGAUAAAAUUGAUGCUAUUAAUUAACACUGCCAAUAAUUUAACUGAUCGUACUCUCCAAUGUGUUCAAAAAAAAAAAAAAAAACAAAAAAACAAAAAAACAAAAAAAAAGAAACAAAAAGAAAAAAAGAAAGAAAAAGAAAAGUGAAAUGAUCGAAAGAAAAAAAAAUUGGUAAUUUCGUGACUUCAACGUUUUUCUACGAUAGUUAUUACCAAAGUUGACACAGAUCGUCACUGCCAAUCGACAUCUUUCUAUGAGUUCUUAUUGACAAUAAUACUUACUGCCCGUUAUAAUGAAAAAUUCUUAAUGAUAGUAGUAACAAUCGAUUAGAGUUGUACAAACAUUGAAGUCUUAUUCUAAUUGUAAGUAAAACAAUAAUUGUACACAGAAAACAGAUUUUAGCUUAUAUAUAAAUAUAAUUUAUGAAAUUGUAGCAUUAAUGUAACACGAAUGUAGGAUAUAAUUUAGAAUGAUACGUAAAAGAUAAAAAAAAAAAAGGAGACUUGAUUUUCGUAUGAAUCAAGCUUCGAAUGAA
Vespa crabro (European hornet) is the source of this 10702-nucleotide messenger RNA. RefSeq names its product fibrillin-2-like. The record is from RefSeq and is a predicted model, not a curated record. NCBI's taxonomy places the organism in Eukaryota, Metazoa, Arthropoda, Insecta, Hymenoptera, Vespidae. Gene Ontology annotation, molecular function: calcium ion binding. The transcript is spliced from 41 exons. The coding region runs from base 1265 to 9895 and encodes 2876 amino acids.